Messenger RNA from Cyclopterus lumpus (lumpfish), 4943 nucleotides. It is a transcript of the gene pan3, whose product is annotated as poly(A) specific ribonuclease subunit PAN3. Gene Ontology annotation, cellular component: PAN complex; P-body. Gene Ontology annotation, molecular function: poly(A) binding; metal ion binding. The record is from RefSeq and is a predicted model, not a curated record. The coding region runs from base 218 to 2593 and encodes 791 amino acids. Lineage: Eukaryota; Metazoa; Chordata; Actinopteri; Perciformes; Cyclopteridae. The transcript has 19 exons. Gene Ontology annotation, biological process: mRNA processing; nuclear-transcribed mRNA poly(A) tail shortening.
CAACAACAGGCUACUUUACGAAGAAGGCAGCUGCAUGGAUAGCGACAACAACGACGACCAGGAUUUCACGCAUGCAAAGAUAUUUUCUCAAACCCAAAUGCAUCUUAGCCUUAUAAUGGGACACUGUGUGCAGGCUAGCCGGCUGGCUCGCGAGCUAUCUGCGUCUCUCUAUGUUUGAGUGUCUUCCGGCAGCAGCGGUGGCGGCAGCAGCGGUGCCAUGAACAGUGGACUCCCAGCCUCAGCUGCUCCGCUUGGGGGUGCCGGAAUACCCAAUGUCAAGGUGAAGUUUUGCCGAUAUUACGCGAAAGACAAAACCUGUUUUUAUGGAGAAGAGUGCCAGUUUCUGCACGAAGAUCCGUCCAUGUCGAGCCUGCCGCUGCACGGUGGCGGGAGCCCCGUACCGUUGUCGAUGGCCGGAGGUGGCGGGACCCCAGCGGUGUAUUCCCUCGGCGGCUCUGUAGCGGCCUGUCCGGGAAGCGCGGGCACCGGUGUGUCCAAGAAAAGUGAAACAAUGGGUCCCGCAGGCGCAUCUCUAGAUGGGCAGCUGUUAACAAUCCCAGGGAUGGAGGGUGCAACCCUGAGUGAUGCCAAUCUAACCAACUCUUACUUCAGCAGCAGCUUUAUUGGGGUCAAUGGGUUUGGAAGCCCAGCAGAGACUAAAUACUCAAUGAUGCAGCGAAUGACUACCAGCAGCAGCUCUCCCAGCCUCAACGAUGGUGCCAAGAACUUCAGCCACAGCACUCAUGAACCAGUGAACUCUCCGACAUCCUCACUGUUCAGUGAUUUUGGUGCUCUUAAUAUUUCCCAAAGGAGAAAGACUCCUAACCCGGCAGCAAGUGAGUUCAUCCCUAAGGGAGCUCCACGUAUGCCCACUAUGGUUCAGUCCCCUGUCCAGGCCUUCCCCUCGCCUCUCUUCCCACAUCCUGGCCUCAGCAGCUCCACAGCUGCUGCCCUCGCUCCUGGCAUGUCUCUUUCUGCGGGAUCUUCUCCUCUCCACUCCCCAAAAAUUACACCGCACACCUCACCUGCUCCACGUCGGCGCAGUCACACACCAAACCCUGCCAACUUCAUGGUGCCAACAACUGCAGCUGAUCAGGGUCCUCAUAUGAUCCAGAAAGAAACUGUAGGGGGGACGACCUACUUCUACACGGACAACACUCCGGCACCAAUGGCUGGGAUGGUGUUUCCUACAUACCAUAUCUAUCCCCCCACUGCGCCCCAUGUGGCUUACAUGCAGCCAAAAGCUAAUGCCCCGUCCUUCUUCAUGGCGGAUGAACUCCGACAGGAGUUGAUAAACAGACAUCUGAUAACCAUGGCCCAGAUUGACCACUCGGAGAACCCAGAUGUACCCUCUGAGGUCGACAGCUACCACAGCCUGUUCCCGCUCGAGGCCGUCCCUCCACCAAACCGCAUGCAGAAGACCAGCAACUUCAACUACAUCACCUCCUGCUACAAGGCUGUCAACAGCAAGGAUGACCUGCCUUACUGCCUGAGGAGGAUACACGGUUUCCGCCUUGUUAACACCAAGUGUAUGAUGCUGGUGGACAUGUGGAAGAAAAUUCAGCACUCAAACGCCGUAACACUGAGAGAGGUCUUCACCACGAAGGCCUUUGGAGACCACUCGUUGGUGUUCUCCUAUGACUUCCAUGCGGGUGCAGAAACCAUGUUCAGCAGACACUUCAAUGACCCAGCAGCAGAUUCCUACUUUACCAAGAGAAAGUGGGGACAACACGAACCUCCCCCGCCACGGCAGCAUGCAGGUUUGCUCCCUGAGUCUCUGAUCUGGGCCUACAUUGUCCAGCUCAGCUCGGCCCUGCGCACCAUCCACACUGCCGGCCUGGCCUGCCGUGUCAUGGACCCCAGCAAGAUUCUUAUCACUGGCAAGACAAGGUUGCGAUUGAACUGUGUCGGGGUGUUUGAUGUCUUAACUUUUGACAACAGCCAGACCAAUCAUCUUGCCCUAAUGCCACAGUACCAGCAAGCAGACCUUGUGUCGCUGGGAAAGGUGGUGCUGGCCUUGGCAUGUAACUCAUUGGCUGGUAUUCAAAGGGAGAACCUGCAGAAGGCCAUGGAGCUGGUGUCUAUCAACUACUCUUCAGACCUCAAGAACCUCAUUCUGUAUCUGCUGACUGAACAAUCUCGCCUGCGCAGCGUCAAUGACAUUAUGCCGAUGAUUGGAGCUCGAUUCUACACACAACUGGAUGCGUCGCAGAUGAGGAACGAUGUCAUUGAGGAGGAUCUGGCCAAGGAGGUGCAAAACGGUCGUCUCUUCCGCCUGUUGGCCAAACUGGGCACCAUCAACGAGCGACCAGAGUUUCAGAAAGACCCGACAUGGUCAGAGACGGGCGACCGUUACCUGUUGAAGCUUUUCCGGGAUCACCUGUUUCACCAGGUGACGGAAGCUGGGACGCCCUGGAUCGACCUCAGCCACAUUGUCUCCUGCCUCAACAAACUGGACGCUGGCGUUCCUGAGAAGAUCAGCCUGGUGUCGCGGGAUGAGAAAAGCGUCCUGGUCGUGACCUACUCGGACCUGAAGCGUUGCUUCGACAGUACCUUCCAGGAGCUGCACGGUGCAGCCUCCGGCUCUCUGUAGCGCCCUCUUCGGGCCCGGGAUGGGACUGCCUGUACCUGGAGCAAACUAUUGCACUGCAGCGGAGGACCAGUCUCAUUGAGAUGACAUCAACAUGGCGAAGGCAGCGGGGCAGGGCUUCGUGAACCUCAGUCACAUACACUGACUAUGUCCACCAGGAAGGCUUUUUCUAAAGUGUAUUUUUUUUAGUUUUCCUAAACCCCGCAGCUGAAAAUCGUAAAAUAAACAGGACAAAAAACACAAACGGACAAAAACGGAAACUGUGACGAACGAGUACGAUGACAUUUUUUUAGAUUUGGGAAACAAACAAGAAAAAACCACGAGGUUUUGAACUUUUUUCUGGCUUUUAUUGUUUGUUUCUACAUUUGGGGUUUAUUUUUCUGAGGAGGAUGCACUAAGAUUUUAAUUUUUUUGUUAAUUUUUUGUUAUUUUUAUCAAUAUGUGUGAGUGGCCUACAGGGUGUACAGAGAGCUAACGUCACACAGAAACAUAAAUACCAGAGCAGGUAAAACAAAAGAACAACCAUACAAUGAAAUCCAGCUUUCUAUUGACUUCUAUCCUCCAGCUGGAGACCACACCCCUUCAUUCUUGACGCACUAGGAGACGGGACACACCACUCGAGGCUCUCAUUAGACCGGGACGGCACCUGUUUCAUGAAAUGGGUCUGCCCACCUUUGCCUUGGUUGUUAGUUUUCCCUAAGAAAGGACAAACCACUUGGGUGAAUGAGAAGGGUUUCUAAAACUGGAAAAAUCUAUGGAUUUUGGACAUUUUAGUUCAGGACCUUGCGGAACAUCAGGCACGUGGGUGGAUGGGCUACCAUGGACUUGGUUUCACGAUUGUGGGGGUAAAAUGUUUUUUUUUGUUUAGCACUGAGAAAGGGGUGUCUUCUGAUGCCAUUUACCAAGUGUUUGUUAUAUAUGCAGCAACCACCUUUGAUUAAUGGACGCUUUCGUGACAUGAACUGCUCAAGGAGGGGUCAUCUUGGUAUGGCUGUCUAGCACUUGGUUGGAGCCCGUGGGUGGGGCUUCUGUUGAGGUGGAGCCACAGCUGCCUCUUUGUGGAAUGUCCUUAUUUUGUCCCCCACCCGUCCUCCUGCCCCAAAGUCCCCUUCCUGUCCCUCUCUUACUCCUUCUUUCUGCUUUUUAUCCCAAUCACCACUUCCCAACAGGGGGUCUAGGCCACUCUACAUUUGAGUAAAAAAAGUGACACUUUUGGAGAUUCUUUCGAGCUCCGUUUUCUCUUUGCUCGGAUAUUGUGCAGGAAUGCAUGAUGGGAACUGGGAGGGAAAUUUAUUUUUGCCUCAAUUCAACUUUAUUAUUCUGUGGACCAAUUCCAGCAAGAGUUUAGGGAAAGGGGAAGGGGUGGAGGACAACGGAGAGAACAGGGCAACGACGGCUAUGUUUUAUUUGACUUUUAAGGCUCAUGAAAUACAAACGUGGUGGAGACAAAACGGUGGUGCUGGCUGCUGCACUCACUUGGGUGGCUUUGAUUUCUCUCAGGAUGACCAACAGCUGGAGGGGCCCAAUGAUUGAAUGUGUUUGGCUGUCAUUGGUCGCCCCCCUGUCCAGUCAGACAGAUGAUCUACAGUGGAGUGGGUGGGCCGUCUUCAGGUGCAGGUUUUAGGAAGUUAGUGGCACCAUGGAGAUCAUGGUGUGAGGGAUAUCAUGUUGUCCUUAAGUACGGUUCAUAUUCCGUUGACGAUUUGAAUCUCUGACUCAACUUAAAUGUAUAAAUUUGGUGCAAACCUGCUUCACUCUGAUAAAGAGAUAAAGCUCUGUAUAAUUACUGUUUUUGAUUCCUCUGCCUUAUUCUACUUCUCAGUAGCUUUUGACAAGUGUGCACAAGCAAAAGACUAGAAAACGGGUCUCGUGUAUUAAGCGCAGUGUCGUAUAAGAGACGAAUCAAGGGUAAAGGCAUAAACCAGAUCAAUGUCUUGGCUUUUACAUAGACUUUUCAAAGGUUUAAUGGAAGUGGAUGAUCUGUACUUUGGGGUAACACACCUGCAGAGAGCUGGCUGUGUUAGAUCAUGUCCUACUUCCUCUGUUGUAGUGAAAUGAACAGACAAAAACAUAUUUGAAUGUGGUGCUUUAGAAAACCCUCGAAACACACACAGAGAAGCACACCUGCCCCCCAACUCGGUCCACACAAUGUCAGUUCUCAUAUCACUAUCUUCCACAUCAUAACACACACACACACACACUCCGGUUGAUAUUAGUAAUGACCUUCUUCUCCCCCACACCAACAGACCUACAAUCACCAUCUUAGUAUGUUUUAUGCUCCUCUUGUGUUCAUUGUCUCAAAUUUUGCAAUAUUUGUGUGUACAGCAGUAUUUUAAUAAAGAAUACCAAACUG